Messenger RNA from Juglans microcarpa x Juglans regia, 613 nucleotides. RefSeq lists its product as uncharacterized. NCBI's taxonomy places the organism in Eukaryota, Viridiplantae, Streptophyta, Magnoliopsida, Fagales, Juglandaceae. The transcript has 4 exons. Bases 101 to 436 code for a protein of 111 amino acids. The record is from RefSeq and is a predicted model, not a curated record.
CAAAAGUGUAUUCUGUUAUUCUUUACUUUAAUUUUUUCUGUCUAUAAAUUUCUGGGCACAUUAACACAGUCCCCAUAGUCAUAGCUAGCAAGUUAAAACAAUGAGCUCUAGCCAUACUCGUGUUCAGACAGCUGGGAGAUCAACUCUCCCUGAAAUCUCCCAAUACCCAAAUGUGCACAAGCUGUUUCGCAACGAAGUGAUCAGUACUACUACUAACAAUGAAGAACAGGUACAUGAAGACAAUAAUAUUGGAUCUCGUCCCAAGAAUCAUGGCCCCAAGAGCCAAACUACUCCAGCAGUACGGCUUGUAAAGAAGGUUGAAGUCUCUGAAGUACUUCAUGAAGAGACCAUUCUUGAGCAGGAUGCUGAUGGCUACCUGGAGAAGAAGCACAAGCGCUUUCUUUGCAAGUGGAAAUCCUAUAAAGAUUAUUAUUAGGUUGGGAAGGAAGUCGUGUUGGCUGUGGUUGAUUGGCAGGCAAAACUACUCUUAAGUAUAUAGUGUUACGUACCAACAUGCAUGCAUGCUUUUUAAAUAAUAUGCCUGUCUUUAAUGUCACCAAACUUUCUUCUGUUGUUGCCUGAUCAGUUGCUUCUUUAUAAUAAACGAAUUAAA